CCGAAUGAGAGUUGUCACAUCACAGCGAAUUCUCCAUAGUUUGUGUGGAAAAUGCGCGGGAUGAGAUUUGUGCUUGCCUCACUGAACAAAACAAGUGUGUUAGCCUUUCUGCAGUGUUCGGAAGCGUGAUAAAUUAUUCACAAGGGAUUGCCACUCAGGUAGAGGUUGGCGAGGGUAAACAACGUAGGCUAUCGGAAGGCCACCCGUCAUCAUCAAUGGUAUAAUUUUCUCAAAGAAGGCAUAAAUUGCCUUUAACGCGAAUUUCAUAACGGCUACCUAGAGAAAAUCGGGGCAAACCCACACACGUAUCUAGCAAUGAGUGGAUAUCUGGGAGACCUCUCUGCUUCUCAACAAAAGAGCCUUGAGGAAUUUAAAGGAAUGUUAACAACAGAGACCAUUAGUGAUGAGGCAACUCUACUGAGAUUUUUACGGGCACGCAGUUUUGACACGAAGGCUGCUUACAACCAGUACAUACGGACCCGGGAGUGGCGUGUUAACAAUGAUAUAGAUCAUGUCCUCGAACGUGAGAGACCAUUAGAUGAAGAAAUGAAAAAGAUCGUAUCCUGCAGUUUUCACAAAUACGAUAAACUUGGACGCCCCUGUUACAUUGAACACACAGGAAGAACUGAUACCACUGCCCUGAUGAAGCUUCCUCAAGACCAAUUCAUAGGAUGGCACAUUUGGAAUAACGAAAGACAAAUUCAAAGAAUGAGGGAACUUUCCACAAAACUUGGACAACCAGUAGAAACAAUGGUUCAUAUUCAUGAUAUGACUGGGGCAAGUAUGAGUCUAAGGAAAACCUUGAAUUUCUUCAAAAGAAUAGCAAAACUUGAUCAAGAUUACUACCCUGAAAGAAUGGGAAAGAUUUUCCUUGUCAACACCUCAUGGGUUUUUCCAGUCCUUUGGAGAAUAGCCAAGAUUUUCGUGGACCCAAAGACGAGAACGAAAUGUGUUGUGCUUAAAAGCUCAGAGCUCAGCAAACUGUGUGACUAUUUUGAUCCUGAGGAUUUGCCAGAGGAAUUUGGAGGCUCUUGUAGAUGUGACAAUGGCUGUCUUCCUCCUAUACCCAAACACAUGCUAGAAGUGAAAGACAAUCCACAUCUGAUAGAGCAGACAAUAGGACCCAAGAAAUCAUUUACAUAUGAAGUAAACUGUGAUAACAAGAAAGCUGACAUGUCCAUAGCAUGGUAUUUUAAAGCUACAAGUAAAGAUAUUCAAUUUGGAAUUAAGUUCAAGGCCAAGCCUCAUUCAGGAUGGAAAGACAAUGAAAAUGAAAUUGAGGAGAUCUGGGUCGAGGAGCUUGAGCCAAUUACAGAAUGUGAUGUAUCAGUGACUGGUUUCUACACUCCACCUUGUCCUGGUAUCUGCACCUUAGUGUGGGACAAUUCAAACUGCAAGUGGCUCUCAAGAACAAUCAAGUACCAUAUCAUGGUCAGUGAGGUAGACUCUGAUGAAGAAAUAUCAACUAAUGGUAACAAAGAAAUUUGCUAAACAGCAAGUAUUGUUGGGGCAGCUUGUAGAAUGCAGUAUCCAUGUGCUAAUUAACACUUAGAAUAGGGGCUGGAGAUCUCUAUCGUAUAAUGGUUGAUGAGGGCAAAGCCUGAUUAUUAUGUAAUGAAAUCUAAAGCAAAUAAUCUAAUUGCUUUGGUAUAAAUCUAUUUGUCUUUGAAAACAUAACAACAACUUAUUUUAAGACAGUCUCAUGUUGUUGUGGCUACUGCCUCCUAUAGGAGGUGAAGCCACAGAAUGAUGUUACAUUUUUGAGAUGAGCAAGUGAGGGAGUUUUACAAUAGAAUUCCGAUCUUGACCCAGUUUUGAUCAGAUGUUUCUGGGUGCUAUUUAUUGUUUGAUUCAGAGUAUCUUAGUACUGUAGUUUGACAUUCACACAACACACUGGUAAGUUUUCUCCUUUUGUGAUUUCUGGCUUAUAGCCUCUAACACAUUAUUUUUUGUAGAUAUAGGCAUUUGAUAUGUAACAUUAUAUGAUAAGCUGAGUUAUACAUGCAUUUGGAUUGGUUCUUAUUUAUAUGUCAGAAGACGGAUGCGAAGAUAACAUCACUUGGAAAAUUUCAGUGAUCCACCCAGCUGCACCUGGGGUGCUACUUUUUUGUUUUAACCUCAUUUUUCUGUCGUCUGUGAUUUUUUACUGAACAGACACAGAAACAUGUAAUCUAAUCAUUAACCCCUUAACUCUCAGGAGUGACCAAGACAGAAUUUCUCCUUACAAUAUCAAUUCAAUGUCAAGAAGACAGGUGAUAAGAAUAAAGAAAAACAUCAGUCAGGCUAUUAAUAGUUGAUCUAAUACCAAAAUCUCCAAGCUAACGUCAUGAGAACUGUAUAGCAGACACUGAGGAGAAUUACUUAUGUGAUCUGGGAGUGAAAGGGUCAAACUUUUCCUAAUUUUGAUACACAAUCAAAAAUAAGAAGAACAAAAUUUUUUAACCAGGAAAUAUGUCUUGUCACAUCCUUUUAAGCCUUUAACUUAAUGAUUAGCAUAUAACUUCUCCCCUAUAACAUCUACACAUUAUCCAGACGAAUAGUAUUGAGAAGACUCAAACUUAUCAGGUAGAAGUUAGUAAUCUUGAUCUAACACCAAAUUCUCAUGACUUAUUUACAAGGAAAUGUGUAACAGCUAGAAGGGAGAGUUAACAAUCAGAUCUUUGGAGUUAAAGGCUUAACAUUUAAAAGGAAUUUUUCUCUCCAUAAAGGAUGGUGGAUAUUUUCAUAGCAUAGGUUUUAACUGUGGCAAUUAUAUAUGGUAAAUUAUUAGUUAAUGGUAAAUGAUAACAACAUUAUUUAUUAGUGAGAGUUAUCCUGCAAUUAGAAUUCAAGUUAUUUAAUUGAAUGAUCAUGAAUUCUGGAAAUAUUUUUCUAGUGAUAAACCAUUUAACAAGCUAUUUAAACAGCUUAUUAUACUCACAUAAGGAUACUUGCCAUGAUCACUUAUUCAUUACAAACAUACUGCUUGAUGGAAAGUGAUAAUAAUUAAUAUGUUGGUGAGAGUUAUUUCUAGUGAAUUUUUAGAUUUCCCUCAGAUAUUUGUAGCACGAGGUUGAAAACUGCUAAUUGUGUAUAUAAAUCGAGAAAGACUCAACGAAUUAUAAGAUUCAGAACAAACGAGCAUUUUUAGCUUUGUUCUUCAACUUCAUACAAUUUGGACAUACGCUGAAUUCUAAAAAGUGCUACAAUAUCUUUUCUACUAACCUAUGGUAUUUUCCUAUUUUUCAUACGCAGAAAACGUUUUUAUGGGACUUAAUGUGAAGUGUUAAUGAUAUUUUCCAAGAGAAAAAAAAGGGUUGAUCUUAUCGCUAUUAAUGAAAUAUUUUCCAAUAGAAAAUAUUUAUUUAAACUUGGUUGUAUGUAAUUUUGUGAAACAAGCUAAAAAUGUCAUGGUCGGGUGUUUCAACUUAACAGGGCUGUUUUAUAGUUCUUUGAUAAAUUUCAAGUAUUGCUUCUAACUGAUAUUGGAAAAUUUUUCUACUGACAUAGAAGUGUACUCAGUUAUCAGAGAAUACUUUUCUGAAAAUCGACUAAAAUCAUUCUGAAAGCGUUAACCACUGCUUAGGCGUUUCCCGCGCUUUUAGUUUGCUAUUUGUUUGCAAUCCUUUGUUGCAUUUUUCCCGCUCAUAUUUUCCCGCUCAUUUUUCGCGCCAUAAGACUGGCUGCUUCGGAUUUUUGUAUUCGGUAAUAAAAAGGGGUCCAUUACCUUGAAGAAUUUCCAGCCAAUCAGGUUCAAUCAAUCCAGAAGCGUUGCCAAUGGUUACACGUUUCUCGCGCUUUUCGAUUUGCUGGUUGCAUUUUUCUCGCCCAUUUUUUCCCGCGCUUUUACCGGCUCCUUCGGGUUAUGAUUGGUUUAUUCUGUAGCCCGUAGUUGGUCUCUUUUCACGCUGCACAACUUUGGCUAAGCACGACGCUUCAAACCAAUACUUUUUUUAAGUGGUAAGUUCCAAGAAACUUAAAACUAAUGCGAUUAUUUAAGUAUUUAUUGGCUUAUUGUGGCUGUUUAUUUACACUUAAUUUCGGUCCUUUUUCAAAAUAUUUGAACAAGAGAAGAGUAAACUUAAUCCUCUCUUGAGUUUAUGUUAUUUACAUAUUGUAAUGUUAACGUAACUUUCUCAUUAAGAGAACUUUAGAUAACGCAUAUGCGUUCAGUUUUAGAUGGU
Messenger RNA from Pocillopora verrucosa, 4163 nucleotides. RefSeq lists its product as uncharacterized. Lineage: Eukaryota; Metazoa; Cnidaria; Anthozoa; Scleractinia; Pocilloporidae. The record is from RefSeq and is a predicted model, not a curated record.